AUCUCCUUGUUUUCAUCUUCUUGUGCCGCGCGCCGGCUAUUUUCCCCUCUCUCUCUCUCUCUCUCUCUCUCUCUCUGGGGUCCUGCCCUCCCCUCCCGGGGUCUCUAGGGAAAAAUUCUAGGAGAUAUCCGGCCCUAACCCUAACCCUAACCCUAAUUGUGGCUCGCUGUGGGGCUUUCUCGGGUCGCUAGGGCUGUCGUCUCCGAUCCGGAGCGCUCCGUCCUCUCAUUCGGAUCUCUAAUGCGCGGGAGCUCGAGCGAUUCUGCUGUUGGGAUCGGAGAUGGCGCUCGUUCCGGGGGUUUCCGAGGGUGCGGUCGUGGAAUUGGAUGUCGACAGCUCGGUGGAGUCCCUCGCGGCGCUCCUCGACUCGCAGAGGGAGCUCUUCCGCAGCCAGAUCGAUCAGCUUCAGAAGCUCGUCGCCGCCCAAUGCAAGCUCACCGGCGUCAACCCCCUCUCCCAGGAAAUGGCUGCUGGAGCACUAUCAAUAAAAAUUGGUAAAAUGCCAGGGGACUUGCUGAACCCAAAAGCAGUCAAUUAUAUGCAGUCAGUUUUCUCAGUCAAGGAUACCAUUGGCAAGAAGGAAACUCGUGAGAUUAGUGCUCUUUGUGGGAUUACAGUUACACAGGUUAGAGAAUUUUUUGCUGCUCAGCGUUCAAGGGUGAGAAAGCUUGUUCACUUGUCACAGGAGAAAGCUAUGAGAGUAGAGGCAUCCAGGGCAUCUAGUAAUGGAUGCUCCUUUAGUGCUCUACAGUCAGUUUCUGCUGAAAGUAUGAUAAGCAGGGAACAAAUACCAGUUGCUGGGAGUGCCAUGAUUAUUAAUAGUUUGAGAGAUGGCCAACAGGACACUUCGAUUUCGACUGACCUUAAGAAUGUUGAGGAAGGUCCUUCAUGCUCAGCGCUGGAAGAGAUUUUUCCUGGCAUUGACUCCAAUGAUAAAAAAUUUGUGGACAACAUUUUUAAUCUAAUGAGGAAGGAAGAGACAUUUUCUGGACAGGUGAAGCUGGUGGAUUGGAUUCUCCAAGUUCAUAAUUCGGCAGUCUUAAUUUGGUUUUUAACUAAAGGUGGUCUUACCAUUCUAGCAACAUGGUUGAGCCAAGCAGCUCAUGAAGAACAAACAACUGUGCUUCUUGUCAUUUUUAAGGUUCUCUGUCACCUGCCACUACAUAAAGCUUUGCCAGUACAAAUGUCUGCUGUCUUGCAAACUGUUAAUAGGCUGCGCUUUUAUAGGACAUCAGACAUAUCAAACAGGGCGAGAACCCUCCUUUCUAGAUGGAGCAAACUGUUUGUUAGAACUCAGGCUUUGAAGAAACCUCUUAUCUGUUCCUCCAAGGGUUCUCAGAAGGAGAUAAUUCGUAAACAAAGGAUCAGUGAAAUUCUUAGUGAUGAGUCAUGGCAAUCCAAUAUUGAUAUUCCUGAGGACAUUCUUGCCCUUACUGAAGAUAUGGAAAACAACAGGAAAUCAGAGUCAAAACAAGCAGUAAAGCUACUUCCAUCUUCUGCUGAUGAGUUAAGUAAAAAGCAUGGCCGAAGUGUCUCAUUGUCCAGAACCAAAGAACGCAGAAAAGUUUUACUGGUGGAGCAGCCUGAUCGUAAAACUUCAGGAAGAAGCAUGCAGGUUGCAAGAGCAGUACCUUCAAACCAUAGCCGUCCGAUGUCAGCUGAUGAUAUCCAGAAGGCAAAGUUGCGUGCAAUGUUCAUGCAGAAUAAGUAUGGCAAGGCUGACACAUCCAAUAGUGAAAAUAAGCUACAGAAAACAGAAGAUAAUCAUGAGCCUUCUCCAUCUCAGACUAGCAAUAUGUUGUCUGCAUCAAGGGUCCAUCAGUUACCUCCACUGGAAAAAGAUGGAGGGACAAAAGCUUCAAUAUCCACAGCAAAUAUUCGUCCCAACGAGUCAGAAACUUUGGUCAUUCCAAGACCAAACACAACUUCUCAGGAACAGUUGCUGGAGAAGUUGAAGUGCAGUCAAAUCCAAUGGCAGACACCUCCAGAGAUUAUAAAUGAUUCUAAAUGGCGUGUGGGCGCUGGGGAAAACAGCAAGGAAGUUGAAGUCCAGACGCAGAGAAAUCAGCGGGAAAAGGAGACGUUCUAUUCAAAACCGGAGGACAUUCCAUUGAAUGCAAAGGAACCUUGGGACCUAGAGAUGGAUUUCGAUGACAGCUUAACUCCCGAAAUCCCAACCGAGCCGCUACCGGAUGCCGACAUCACUGAAGACUCUGUAUGCUCUCCCUGCAACGUUGGAGCCUCCGAUAAUGGAACGCCUGCUGCUACCUCUGCUCCUCCUCCUCCUCCUCCUCCAAUCAGUAAUGGCAAUCCAGAGCCUGACCUCGAGUUGCUAACCGUGCUGCUCAAAAACCCAGAGCUGGUCUUUGCGCUGACCUCCGGUCAGGCGAAGAGCAUGACGAGUGAGCAGAUGGUGGCGUUGCUGGACGUGCUCAAGAGAAAUGGCGUAGGGUUGGCAGAAUUGGUGAACCGGGCGGCUGACGGCCUGGAGCAGAAGCCUCAGGAACCUAAACCCACCUCUCUUCCAUCUCCGACUCCUCCAUCAGAUCCAGCUGCAAGGGCCGGCUGGAGAUCAGAAUUCCCGAUCGGUCCGAGUACUCCCGCAGCAGUCCUUCCUGUGGUUGCUAUGACACAGGCUCCAGGUUUGGGGCUGCAUCCUCAUACUCCAACCACCCAUCUCUCAUCAAUGUCGCAGACGACAGUAACUAUUAAUCCGACAUCUCAACACCAUCCGUCUCUCAAUUUCCUUCCAAAGAGGCUUCAAGCACCCUCAGCUCACCAGAUUCGUACCUCUGUAUAUCCAUUGCAACAUCGCACAGUUCCUGAACCCAUCCUGCCUGCAAACCAAUACACAUCGGUACCUCGGCAGGAGUCCUUCAACCAUAAUCCUUCACCCAUGACUACUUUGCCUGCUUUCCCAUCAAGGUCGCAACCUCCAACGUUUUCUCCGAGAAUUCCCGCAUGGCCGCCCGGUGCUGCCGCGAGUGCCACCAGCGUUGGGAGGCCGAAUCCAACGCCAGACCCUUGGAUUGGUCGAUCAAAUGACGUGUCGGAGGGUCCGGUCCCUUUCUUGGCUGACCAAGUCAACCACAAUGCUCGCCCCAAGGGACCUGUGCCGCCACUUUUUGUGCCACCCAGGGAUAGAAAUGGGAUUCUGGAUGAUGGUUCAGAGGUAGAGACAUGGAGCCCAGAAGGCAGCCCUGUGAGAUUACGUGGCCGGGAUUAUUUUUCCGGGACAACAAGAGACCAUGGCCGGAAUCAUAGGCCUGAAUGGCCCCGGCGGUGGGAUGCCGGGAAUCGGGACCGCCACAGGCCUGGCAGUAAGCAAAGGUGGCCAGGCCGCGAUCGAGACAGGAGGCGAUGAUUUCGUGUAUGAUUUGUUUGCAGGGAGGAAUCCUCUUUCAGAUUUGUUGUGGGAUAGAGUAGAAUUGUGAAAUGUGAAUAGAUUAUAGAGCCUCCAGAUUCUAAUGAAACAUUCUGUUCCAAUUCCAGCUGGUGAUCAGUCACAAAAAAUAAAAAUAAAAAUAAAUUUCCAUUUUUUCUUUGCUCGAAUCCAGUCACUGUAGCCUCUAAAUUUUCAUCUCAAAAUAAAGUAAAGCUCCGGUCAACACA
Phoenix dactylifera (date palm) is the source of this 3612-nucleotide messenger RNA. RefSeq names its product Homeodomain-like superfamily protein (gene LD). Gene Ontology annotation, biological process: vegetative to reproductive phase transition of meristem. Gene Ontology annotation, molecular function: DNA binding. Gene Ontology annotation, cellular component: nucleus. The record is from RefSeq and is a predicted model, not a curated record. NCBI's taxonomy places the organism in Eukaryota, Viridiplantae, Streptophyta, Magnoliopsida, Arecales, Arecaceae.